AUGUCCUUUAGGCAGAAACGCCUUGUCACUGCCGGCCCGAUGGGUCAUGGUCCAUGGAGGGCGAGCCAACCGUCGCCAGGAGCUGCAGGUUCUCCGUCUGCGUUUGACCAAGCGGGCUUUUUGGCGAUCGCUGUUGGGCUAACUCUUCGGGCUAAAACCCCGAGCCUACGAGAAUACCACACGGUUGAUGCUUGA
Paracoccidioides lutzii Pb01 is the source of this 195-nucleotide messenger RNA. RefSeq lists its product as hypothetical. The transcript is spliced from 2 exons. The record is from RefSeq and is a predicted model, not a curated record. The coding region runs from base 1 to 195 and encodes 64 amino acids.